GCCAGAGCAAGAUGGCCGACACGGCGGCUACUGCCGGGGCCGGCAGCUCCGGAACGAGAUCAGGAAGUAAACAGUCCACUAACCCGGCUGAUAAUUACCAUCUGGCUCGGCGGCGAACUCUGCAAGUGGUGGUGAGCUCCUUGCUGACAGAGGCGGGGUUCGAGAGCGCUGAGAAGGCGUCGGUGGAAACCUUGACGGAGAUGCUGCAGAGCUACAUCUCGGAAGUCGGGCGGAGCGCCAAGUCGUACUGUGAGCACACGGCUCGCACCCAGCCCACGCUGUCGGACAUCGUGGUCACCCUGGUCGAGAUGGGUUUCAACGUGGACACUCUCCCCGCUUACGCAAAACGGUCUCAGCGGAUGGUGAUCACUGCCCCUCCUGUGACCAACCAGCCGGUGACCCCAAAGGCCCUCACUGCAGGGCAGAACCGGCCCCACCCGCCGCACAUCCCCAGCCACUUUCCUGAGUUCCCCGACCCCCACACCUACAUCAAGACGCCGACCUACCGGGAGCCCGUGUCCGACUACCAGGUCCUGCGGGAGAAGGCCGCGUCCCAGCGCCGCGACGUGGAGCGGGCGCUCACCCGCUUCAUGGCCAAGACGGGCGAGACCCAGAGUCUCUUCAAGGACGACGUCAGCACCUUUCCACUGAUCGCUGCCCGGCCCUUCACCAUCCCCUACCUGACGGCCCUGCUGCCGUCCGAGCUGGAGAUGCAGCAGAUGGAAGAGACGGAUUCCUCGGAGCAGGAUGAGCAGACGGACACGGAGAACCUCCCUCUUCAUAUCAGCACGGAGGAUCCUGGAGCCGAGAAGGAGAACAGCUCGGCCCUGCAGCAGAACCCCUCCCUGGCGGGGACCCGGAACGGGGAGGAGAGCGUCAUUGAUAACCCCUACCUGCGCCCCGUGAAGAAACCCAAGAUCCGCAGGAAGAAGUCCCUCUCGUGAGCCUCGGACAAAGCCUGCCCGGGAGGGAGGAGGAGAAAGGGCCUCCUGGCGUCGCUAGCAGGCGGCCGGGAUGCAGCUGGCCAGGACUUUAAAGCUGACCCGUCUUCCCUGGAUGGACGAAGCUGUCUGGGUGGGCUUCGUUUCUUAUCCCAAGAGUUGGUUUUCUCAGACCCUGGAGGCCAGGCCACGGGCAGGCCAGAAAGGAUUCUCUGUGUGCUGCCCACUCACCUGAGACCCCUGGGCCCCUCCCCAGCCUCACAGGUGGCGGGUGAUCGUCCCUUUGUCUCCUUCUGUCUCCUCUCCCCGUGGAGCUGCCGAAGGCUGGCCCUUCCCUCAGUCCCCGCACUGAAGUGAUGGCAGCCGAGAGCCGCCAGUGUCCCAGGAGCUUGGUCUCUCACUGUCCCUCUGCGGAAUGUGUGCGGGGACUGCCAGGCCAGCAGCUGUUCUGUAUUGUGGCUGAAUGGACGAACCGGAUCUUAGACCCACAGGAUAGGGUGGGAAGGGAAGGGCUGGCCCUGUGCGUGCAGGGUAGAAGCCAGCUGAGAGCAGCCUGCAGGCCAGGCUGGCUGUGCAGCCCGAGAAGCCGAAUCCGCACCCCCCACGGCCUCCUGGAUGAGAAGACUCCUCCCCUGCCACGUGUGUCCUUGCUGCUACCCGCCCACCCCAGGACUAGUGGAAGGAAGAUGGCGGGCCAGCCACUGGGGUUGGGGGUCUCCAAGGGAAGAUCUCUCGAAACCCACCCAGGGGAGAAGAAAGGCAGUGAUGUGACGUGUGGACGGGCUCACAGUGCAAGGAGGGGGGCUCCCCAGGGCUGCCCUGCCCGCCUGAGGGUCUGUCCUGGGUGAGAGAUGCUCUGAGAUGCCCAGGGGGCUGGCACAUCUCCCUGGCUGCUGUGUAAGGCAUGCACACGUCUCCCCGUGUGUAUUUAUGAAUUUCUAUUUUUUUAUGGAACUAUAUGGGAACUCAUGAAGGGAAAGAGGUAACGAGCCAGAUUAAGAAUGUGAAUUGUGGGGCUGGAGCAACAGCACAGCGGGAAGGGCGUUUGCCGUGCACGCCGCCGACCGGGGUUUCUUAUCCCAAGAGUUGGUUUUCUCAGACCCUGGAGGCCAGGCCACGGGCAGGCCAGAAAGGAUUCUGGCCUGGCAUCCCAUACGGUCUCCGGAGCACCGCCAGGAGUGAUUCCUGAGUGCGGAGCCAGGCGGACCCCCUGAGUAUCUCCGGUGUGUCCCCAAAAGCCCCUUCCUCACCCCCAAAAUAUGUGACUGUGUUCUCUGUUAAAAUUCAAUAAAAAGAAAAAUGUAUGAAUGAA
This is a messenger RNA of Sorex araneus (European shrew), 2253 nucleotides long. It is a transcript of the gene TAF8, whose product is annotated as TATA-box binding protein associated factor 8. Gene Ontology annotation, molecular function: protein heterodimerization activity. Gene Ontology annotation, cellular component: transcription factor TFIID complex. The coding region runs from base 12 to 944 and encodes 310 amino acids. Lineage: Eukaryota; Metazoa; Chordata; Mammalia; Eulipotyphla; Soricidae. The transcript has 9 exons. The record is from RefSeq and is a predicted model, not a curated record. Gene Ontology annotation, biological process: transcription initiation at RNA polymerase II promoter.